Molecule: messenger RNA, 1181 nt
Organism: Haliotis rubra (blacklip abalone)
Lineage: Eukaryota; Metazoa; Mollusca; Gastropoda; Lepetellida; Haliotidae
Exons: 5
Coding region: 70-507 (145 amino acids)
Source: RefSeq, a predicted model, not a curated record
AAGAGGUUGGGCCGACCUUCGCCCUCGGAUAUCAGCGAAACUGUCAAAGCGAACAAAUACCUUCCUGCGAUGAGGGUUAAGGAGGAGGCGAUUGAGCUGAACCUGAAGGAGGACCCAAGCCAUGCAGCCGUCAUGGAGUCAGUGAUGCGGGGAUUGAUGGGUGUGAUGGUUGAUUCUCAGGAUCGCACCCUCAAAGCUUCAGCCAUCUUGCCGGCUUUGGACAUUGAUCGUACAGGAGGCCAGGGGUCAUCUACUGAGAAAGCAAUAGAUGCCGAAUUUAUCUUGAACCAGAUACAGGUUUUACAGACAGACUGUGCUAAGGGACUGGGAGAGGACAAAUUCAGGCGGGCUUACUCCAUCCUGGAUUCCGUUCAAGAUGCAGAGAAACUGAAGGGACGUCUCGUUGGCCUGAUCGGAGAGGACAUGUUCCGGGAAUACAGCGAGAAGAUAAUGUGCUUGCGUAUGUUUGAAAACGGAUUACAAAACGUGGGAUCUCAGAAACGAUAAUAACUCCACAUAGAAGUAACUCAGAACUUGAUGCAACAGAGAUCCGGGGAAUAACGUUAUUAACAUAGCAAAGUAACGCGGAUCCCGGGCAGUACACUGUGGUAGAUCCUUCGCGUACGGGUUUGCUGCUGAUCGAGGGUGAUAAUCUGGGCAAAUUUCAUAUCACGCUACCCGUUAUUAACCUACGCACUAUUUGUUGACAUGUAAACUGAGGUUUUGAAGCAAUAUAAUGCUACGAACAGUAACUCAUAGAUUCAUCUUAUCUAAGAUUCAUUCAAGUGCGUGGCAUAUUCACACACAUAACUGCGUCUUGAUCAUUUGUGACAUGUCCCCCUCUUUGACGGCCCCAAAAGCGUGAAAAGAUGGAAUUUGUUGUUACCGCGCCUGACAAUCAGCAUCACGCAGCUUUUCUGAGACCAUCUUUGAUAUCUCUUUAAUAAGUGGUGUCCGAAAAUCGAGAUAUGUAAAACCAAAAUUUUGAAAGAUCGAAGCUUAAAAUAUGGAUGCACUGAUCUCUGUGUAUCUGUAGCGAAACUAAGAUGCAUUUUAAUGAGAAUAGACAAGCCUAAAUUUCAUCAACAAACGACUCAAAUGCGAUGCUAAACAAUUUACGACAAAGAAACUACAACAUGAUAACUGAUACCCUGAAUCCAACCCCGAGCACGUCUGUGGGA